Ostreococcus tauri is the source of this 942-nucleotide messenger RNA. Its product is annotated as unnamed product. The record is from RefSeq and is a predicted model, not a curated record. The transcript has a single exon. Bases 1 to 942 code for a protein of 313 amino acids. NCBI's taxonomy places the organism in Eukaryota, Viridiplantae, Chlorophyta, Mamiellophyceae, Mamiellales, Bathycoccaceae.
AUGCCGGUCGAGUGCCCAUCCGUCAUGGACGUCUCAGAUGACGACUUCGACGCGCUGGAAGAAGAGAUCAGUGCGAUACAAAGUCAUUCGAUUCGGUUGAUGGCGAGGAACUGGCCGAGAGUAGAAGAGGACGGCACGAGCAGAGGCGACGCGCCUCUCUCGCGCUUCAGGCUCUCGUCGGGCGACGACUCUCGAGACGAAGCGAUUGGCGUCGACGCGGAGUCGGGCGAGCGCGCAGAGAAGUGGAUGGCGCACGCAGAGAAUACAUUGAAGACGCACUCGCACGCGUCGACGAUAGCGUCGACGGAGAAGAUUCUGGUGGAGUUGUCGGAUACGGCGACCACGCGAACCGUCCACGAUGUCGAGAGCGAGUUGAAGAAGAGUUACUCUCGAAUGAGCUUGCUGAUCGGAGCGAGCGCUGCGAUCGCGUUCACGUUCGUCAUCGCACGGUUGGUGACGAUAUUCGUCUUUUACCGGCGCGCCACGUCACCGUUGCGAGUGGUGGAAUCGUUGGCGCUAAGAGGUCUCUCCAAUCUGCCCGCGCCAUUCGUGCACCCGGUUACGCUCAUCGAGUUCCAAAAAAAGGCGAUCGACCAUCUUAGCGAAGAAAAGGUCGUUCUCUUGGAACGCUUGCGUUUGAGUAGGAAGAUGGCGAAUGAGCAGCGAUCGAUUGCAUCGACGUGGAGAGACGCGUUCGUCAAAUGUCGAUCCGAUAAGCGAGACGAGUUUGUCGAUCGAGCGGCGUGCGCCGCGUCCUCGCUCGAGUGGUCGCCCGCGUGGUCACUCUAUGCCAUCGACCGGUCAGGAUACUUACGCGUGCCAGCCAAGGCGAUGAAAAAUACCGCAGACGCGACGAAAUCGUUUAUUCGUCGCGCGUUAUGUCCGUUCCUCAUCAAAUGUUGGCCGUCGCUCGAGACGUCGCGACGCAAGAGAAACGAAUGA